AUGUCUAAGGAAGAGAAAUCAGAAAGGGAACUCCAACCAACUCACGGCGUUGUUGACUACGCAUCUGAUUAUAGGAGAGUUGUGAAAAAUGAGAGCGACGUAAUUGAGUCGGCCAAGUAUUUUAUGGGAUUGCGUAGAAGUCACCUCUCCGAGAUCUUGGGGGAAUAUGAUAAUUUUGUGGACAACAUGGACAUCAAAACAGCAGGAACUAUUUUGAACGAGUUCUUGUCCCCAAAAUGCACUCUGUUGGAGUUUGAGUUCAAGAAUCUCACAAAGAACGGCAGAGAUGAACAUGCCGCCGGGAACAAUGGUGCUCAUGAAAACAUGAAUGAAAUCUGGCAGAAACAUAUUCUCGGAAGAGUUCUCACUAACAAACCAGAAAACGAGUUCGUUGUUUCGAUACCAGCCAACGCAAAGUCCAUGUUUGGUCAAAGUUCCAAUGACGCAGGCAAGAGAGAUGCAACUGAAUCUGAGAGAAAAUGCACGUGCCAACAACUAGAAGAGAAUAAAAAGAGAAACCAGAUGGAAAUUUUUCUGAUUUACAAACGUAUCAAGUGGUACUUCCGUAACAUUGACAUCCAAAAACUUCCUAUUUCCGAGGAGAAAAGAGAAGAGCUCACAAAAUGUCUACAGAUGUUUAGCAAAUCGUUCGCAGCAACCUGGAAGGCCUGCAACUGUCUAGUGUACAUGGAAAUCAUUGAAUCAGUUAGAGCUGAUCCGUCCAAAACCAUCUCAGUUCUGUUCGACAAAACAAGCAAGCUUAUGGUUGAGGACCAAUACGAUCUUGUCUCUGCGGAAUCAUCUGAUUUGCUCCAAGUUGCUAAUCUCUUCAUCGAAAAAUAUCGUGAAGGAGCUGAUGAGGAUGCUUUGUUCAAAUCCGGCUUUGGCUAUCUCAGCUGCAAACUACAGUUGGUGAAGAUCAAGGAAGAGAACAAUCCAUCCAUUUUGAAUGUCGCAGCUUGCUUGGCAGAGUUGGAAGAGAAAAUAAUUGAAAUCUAUGAUACAUUAUCCGAAAUGUACGAUUUUUCUACAGUCCAAUUCUAA
Messenger RNA from Caenorhabditis remanei, 1044 nucleotides. RefSeq lists its product as uncharacterized. Bases 1 to 1044 code for a protein of 347 amino acids. NCBI's taxonomy places the organism in Eukaryota, Metazoa, Nematoda, Chromadorea, Rhabditida, Rhabditidae. The record is from RefSeq and is a predicted model, not a curated record. The transcript is spliced from 9 exons.